UCAUCGAACUGCCAUCACUAUCGCUGACUGCAACACGUGCGCCGCGUUAGUUUUGUUUUUCCCUCAAAAUGACUAAAAAAAUACAUCUAAAGCGCAAGGGAAAGGAGGCGGAGCCCACAAAUGAAGUAGCCACCACUUCGGAGGCCUCCGAAAACGAGGAAGAGGAGGACUUGAUGCAGGCCGUUAAGGAUCCAGGAGAGGACUCCACCGACGACGAGGGCAUAGACCAGGAGUACCACUCGGACUCCAGCGAGGAACUGGAAUUUGAGAGCGACGAGGAGGGCAACUACUUGGGCAGGAAACAAUCCUCAUCAGCAGAGGAUGAUGAUGAUGAAGAGCAGAGCAGCGACGAAGAGGAGGACGAAUCGGCGGAUUCGGAAGACAAGGAUGAAGUAUCUGCCAGCACAUCCAAGAAAAUCCAAUCCGAGGAGAAGCCCAGCAGCAGCACCAGCAGUGGCGCCACAAAGAAAGGUGCCGCCACAAAGGAACUGCCCAAAAAGGAAUCCCAAUCCAAACCGGAAUACCAAGAUUCGGACACCUCCGACGAGGAGGACAUACGCAACACAGUGGGCAACAUACCCAUGCACUGGUACGACGAGUACAAACACAUUGGCUACGACUGGGAUGCCAAGAAGAUUGUGAAGCCGCCGCAGGGCGAUCAAAUCGACGAGUUCCUGCGCAAGAUCGAGGACCCGGAUUUCUGGCGCACCGUCAAGGAUCCGCUGACCGGCCAGGAUGUUCGCCUAACCGACGAGGACAUUGCCCUGAUCAAACGCAUCGUUUCGGGCCGCAUUCCCAACAAGGAUCACGAGGAGUACGAGCCCUGGAUCGAGUGGUUCACCUCGGAGGUGGAGAAGAUGCCCAUCAAGAACGUGCCCGACCACAAGCGCUCCUUCCUGCCCUCCGUGUCCGAGAAGAAGCGCGUCUCGCGCAUGGUACACGCCCUUAAGAUGGGCUGGAUGAAGACCACCGAGGAGGUGCAGCGCGAGAAACAGGCCAAGCGCGGUCCCAAAUUCUACAUGCUGUGGGAGACGGACACUGCGCGAGAGCACAUGCGACGCAUCCACGAUCCCGUAUCGGCGCCCAAACGAGACCUGCCCGGUCACGCAGAGUCCUACAAUCCACCGCCCGAGUACCUCUUCGAUGCCAAGGAGACCAAGGAGUGGCUCAAGCUCAAGGACGAGCCCCACAAGCGCAAGCUGCACUUUAUGCCCCAGAAGUUCAAGUCGCUGCGCGAGGUGCCCGCCUACUCGAGGUACCUGCGCGAGCGCUUCCUGCGCUGCCUCGAUCUUUACCUGUGUCCGCGUGCCAAGCGCGUCAAGCUGAACAUCGACGCCGAGUACCUCAUCCCCAAGCUGCCUUCGCCGCGUGACCUGCAGCCCUUCCCCACGGUGGAGAGCAUGGUUUACCGCGGCCACUCCGACCUGGUGCGGUCUGUUAGCGUGGAGCCUAAGGGCGAGUACCUUGUCUCCGGAUCUGAUGACAAAACCGUCAAGAUUUGGGAAAUCGCCACUGGCCGUUGCAUCCGGACAAUCGAAACCGACGAAGUGGUGCGCUGCGUGGCUUGGUGUCCAAAUCCCAAGCUAUCUAUUAUAGCCGUUGCCACCGGCAACCGAUUGCUGCUUGUCAAUCCCAAAGUGGGCGACAAGGUGCUGGUGAAGAAGACCGACGAUCUGCUGGCCGAGGCGCCCAGUCAGGAUGUGAUUGAGAGUGAGCGCAUCAAGACGGCGGUGCAGUGGUCCAAUGCCGAGGCCGACGAGCAGGAGAAGGGCGUCCGGGUGGUGAUCACCCACUUCAAACCCAUUCGCCAGGUUACCUGGCACGGACGUGGCGACUAUCUGGCCACUGUGAUGCCCGAGGGAGCCAAUCGCUCGGCUCUGAUCCAUCAGCUGUCCAAGCGUCGCUCACAGAUUCCGUUCUCCAAGAGCAAGGGUCUCAUCCAGUUUGUGCUCUUCCAUCCGGUGAAGCCAUGCUUCUUUGUGGCGACGCAACACAACAUUCGCAUCUAUGACUUGGUCAAACAGGAGCUGGUCAAGAAACUGCUGACCAACUCGAAGUGGAUAUCGGGCAUGUCCAUCCAUCCCAAGGGCGACAAUCUGCUGGUGUCCACCUACGACAAAAAGAUGCUCUGGUUUGACCUGGAUCUGUCCACUAAGCCCUACCAGACCAUGCGACUCCAUCGGAAUGCUGUCCGCAGUGUGGCCUUCCACCUCCGCUAUCCGCUGUUUGCUUCUGGCAGCGAUGACCAGGCUGUGAUCGUCUCCCACGGCAUGGUCUAUAAUGACCUGCUGCAGAACCCCUUGAUUGUUCCCCUGAAAAAGCUGCAGACUCACGAGAAGCGGGAUGAGUUCGGCGUACUGGAUGUCAACUGGCAUCCGGUGCAGCCAUGGGUCUUCUCCACGGGCGCCGACUGUACCAUCCGACUAUACACGUAAAUUAGGUAUGGUAGUUGUGUUGGUUUCCGAAAGUUUUGUGAAAUUUCUAUAGUGAAUAAAUACUUAUAUUAAUUUUUAACUAAA
Molecule: messenger RNA, 2519 nt
Organism: Drosophila elegans
Lineage: Eukaryota; Metazoa; Arthropoda; Insecta; Diptera; Drosophilidae
Product: ribosome biogenesis protein BOP1 homolog
Exons: 5
Coding region: 69-2435 (788 amino acids)
Biological process (GO): ribosome biogenesis; maturation of LSU-rRNA from tricistronic rRNA transcript (SSU-rRNA, 5.8S rRNA, LSU-rRNA)
Cellular component (GO): preribosome, large subunit precursor; PeBoW complex
Molecular function (GO): protein binding; ribonucleoprotein complex binding
Source: RefSeq, a predicted model, not a curated record